Messenger RNA from Corylus avellana, 1308 nucleotides. The record is from RefSeq and is a predicted model, not a curated record. Lineage: Eukaryota; Viridiplantae; Streptophyta; Magnoliopsida; Fagales; Betulaceae.
AUGGCUCACGAAGAAGAAGAAGAUCAGAAUGAAAAGGCCCAAUCCCAAUCGGCCACAACCUUCUCCAAGACGUACCACUUUCUUGAUGAAAUUGGUGUCGGUUGUACAAGUGUUGUGUACAAGGUAAUGUGCUUUCCCAUGAACUCCAUGUUGAUGGCACUCAAAGCCAUGAAUCUUGAUCAAUAUUCCCCGGCGGAUAUAGAAAAUGUUCAAGACCAAGUCCAGACCAUGUCCUAUCUCUCCCACCCAAACAUCCUCACCCCUUACUGUUCCUUCACACAUGUUGGUCGCCUUUGGGUGGUGAUGCCGUUAGUGUCCGCUGGUUCUUUACGAUCCAUAAUAUCUUCUUCUUUCCCACACGGCUUCUCCGAGCCAUGCAUCGCCAUACUUCUCAAACAAACCCUAGCCGGCUUGUCCUUUAUUCACAACCAAGGACUCGUUCACAGAGAUGUCAAGGCCGGUAAAAUCCUCAUUGACUCAGAUGGAUCCGUCAAGCUUGCAUCAUCCUCUUUGAUGUUCACUGAUGCUCCGGGCAAUAAUUGUAUGCCAAAGGAGGAAAGAUAUGAUUACGGCUUGCAGUCUGACAUCUGGUCAUUUGGAAUCACUGCAUUAGAAUUGGCCCACGGACGCCCUCCUUUGUCUCAUGAUCAUCUCCCUCCUUCAAAGCAGCUCAAGAAUUUCUCCAAGGCUUUCAAUGACAUGGUAGCUUCGUGUCUGCAUGAAGACCCAUCAAAGAGGCCCUCGGCAGAGACAUUGUUGAACCAUUCCUUCUUCAAGAAUUGCAAGGGUUCGGAUUUUAUUGUAAAGAAUGUGUUGCAAGGGCUGCCUAGUGUUGAAGAAAGGUUCAAGGAAUUCAAGAUUAAGCUAGUUGCGCAGUUGGGCGGUGACUCAUCGGCGAGGCAGAGUACCGAGUCCACUGACGAUUCAGUUGUGAAAAAAGUUCGGUUUGGCGGUGAAUCUAUAAUAAUUGAAGACGAGGGAGGUGAGUCGGGUACUGAGUCUGGCGAGUUAAUUCCGCGCUCACCGGGUCAGGUUGUGGAAAAGGCGACCCAAGUCAAGUUGGAGGGUCUGGUGGCGUUGAAGAGGACAUUGGAUUUGCGAAGGGCAGCGUUAACCACUCUGAUUGUUGAUUUGCGUGGGGAGGAAGGUGGAGAGAUGAGCAAUGAGGAGCAGAUGGCUCAGGUUAUUGAGAGUCAGAGGGUUGAGUUGGAGAAUGAGAGAAAGAGGACGUUGGAGUUGGAGAUGGAGUUAAAUUUACUCGAGCGUCAAAUUUCUGGUUCAUAUGCCAGUUGUAGUGGCCGACGCUAA